Messenger RNA from Symbiodinium sp. CCMP2456, 1497 nucleotides. NCBI's taxonomy places the organism in Eukaryota, Dinophyceae, Suessiales, Symbiodiniaceae. The record is from the annotation of a GenBank genome assembly.
AUGGCCAGAGCCAGAGACGCAGGCACAGGAGCCUGUGCCCAUGCGGCUGUUGGGGCGACGCAGCCGAGGACAGGUGCUCCCGGACUCGUACAGAGGGCACCAACGACGAGUACGAAGUAUGCCACGCAGCUCCUGCAAUAUGCCGCCAAGGAGGAUCCUGGAGAGGCUCUCAAGCUCCUCCAGGUGCUGGCGGCUUCGAAGCUCCAGGUCAGCAGCUUCCACUUUGGAGCACUCUUGGGGCCUUGCGAAAGGAAAUCCUCCUGGGUGUUGGCUUCCUGCCUCCUGGCGAAGACCGCCUCGGCCGGUGUGGAGACGAACAUUGUAAUGCAGAACGCUGUCCAGAGCUGCGUGGCCAAGAAGUCGCAGUGGUGGUCUGCAUUGAGGAUUCUCCAGAUGACUCUGCAUCUCUCCCUGCAACUGGACACAAUUUCCUUCGACACAGCCAUAUCCUCGUGCAGAUCAUGCCAGCGUUGGAAGCAGGCACUGGCAGUUGUCUCGUCGGCUCGCACGCAGUCAGCUCUCGUCUCGGACUUCGGGCACAACUUUGCCAUGACCGCCUCUGGCAAGGCGCUUCAGUGGCAAAGGGCCCUGGAGGUACUCUGGACAAUGACGGACCGUGAAGUGGAAGCAGGAGUUUACAGCCUGAACGAGGCCAUCAACGUGUGCAAAGCCUCCUCUUGCUGGGAAGUGGCCCUCGACCUCCUCUCGUCUGUCGAAGGCGCAGUCCCGGAUCUCAUCAGUUUCGGAUCGACCUUGUCCGCCUGUGCUCGGGCAUCGGCCUGGGAGGAGGCUCUUGCCCUGCUGUCUGCUCUGCCGCGGAAGGCGGUCGAGCCCAAUCACAUCUGCUACAACUCCGCCCUGGCAGCUCUUCAACUCUCUGCUCAUUGGAAGCAUGCAGCAGCGCUGCUGCGCCGCAUGGCUGAGGUGUCGCUGGUCAACGUCGUGGCCUACAACGCAGCUCUCGGCGCCCUGGGAGCUGCGAAGCGCUGGGCGGAGUCUCUGGAGGUGCUCCCCGAGAUGGCUUCGCGUCGGUUCAGUGCGAACGAUGUGAGCAUGAGCACCAUCCUCAACACGCUCGGUGGAGAUGGGAAGUGGCAGGCUGCCCUGCAGCUGGCCUCUUAUCUGUCACAGCUGGAGAUGGCAACUCACAGUGCCACAUCGCUCCGCUCCGCCCUGCGCGGGCACCGCUGGCGCUCGGCUCUCGAGGCCCCGCCCAAGGACGAGGUGGAUGCGUCGGUGGCCAUCGGCGCUCUUGGGGAUGCAGGGCACUGGGCCGAGGCGAUGAGGUGCGCAGUCGAGGCCCGCUGGGCCCCAUCACUCCUUUUGACGAACACUGCUGCGGCUCUUGGCGCCCGGUACUCGGCCUGGCAGCAGGGCUUGGCUUUGCAGGUGGCUACUUGGGCCCAGGCAGUGCAACCAACGUUGACUGUGGACCGAGCUGUGUUGGCGGCAGCGAGUUGGACGACGCCGGGCGGAAGAGAGCUGGGGAUUCGCUAG